Molecule: messenger RNA, 408 nt
Organism: Nezara viridula (southern green stink bug)
Lineage: Eukaryota; Metazoa; Arthropoda; Insecta; Hemiptera; Pentatomidae
Source: the annotation of a GenBank genome assembly
AUGGCCGAGGAAGGUCAUGGCAAGAAGUGCGAUGAUCCCGGAGGAUAUAACUGUAGAAGAAAUGAAUACAUUCCCUCCCCUACGGUUAUCCACCUCUGCAUCGAAUACAUAAUGCCUCGAUACAUAACGCAUACCAAUGUAUUCGCUCUCCGAUUGUCCUCCAGGGAAUUGCCUCCUUUCCGGCCAAUAUUUGGGUCAGCCUACGAGGACUAUCUGUCCAAGACCCUCGCAGAGAGAACUGGCAUUCCUUUGAGGGGUCUCGAACCCCGGGCACGGCAGGCAGGCGGCACUAACAUGCGAGCACUGCAGCUAACAGACAACAAACAACAACACAACAACAACAACAACACAACAAACAGAGAAGACAAAGGAGCGAACAGCACGGCUCGGCGGCUGCUGGCGGACUGA